Messenger RNA from Vigna radiata var. radiata (mung bean), 816 nucleotides. RefSeq lists its product as uncharacterized. The coding region runs from base 1 to 816 and encodes 271 amino acids. Lineage: Eukaryota; Viridiplantae; Streptophyta; Magnoliopsida; Fabales; Fabaceae. The record is from RefSeq and is a predicted model, not a curated record. The transcript has a single exon.
AUGGAAAUUAACAUGAGGUCUGAAGUCAAGUGGGUUUCAAGUUCAGGCAUUUUGAAGGGAAGGAUAAACAUCAAAGCAAAGGAAGGUAAUAUGGACGGUCUGAGAGAACUGGUGAAGAAAAUGAAUACUACCCAAAAGGAUGCAUUCAGGAGGGAGUAUGGGAAUUUGUUGGGCCUGAUAGAGGUGGAAGUUCAAACAUCAGCAAUCACCACCUUAGCCCAGUAUUACGAUCCACCGCUGAGAUGUUUCACUUUUCGGGAUUUCCAAUUGGUGCCAACAGUGGAAGAAUUUGAGCAAAUCUUAGGUAUACCUCUUGAGGGAAGAACUCCAUACAACUACCUUGGGCAGUAUAUCCCUGUCUUGCAACUAGCGAGAAUCAUAAAAAUACACCCUAUGCAGUUAGAAAGGGAAUUCACAACCAGAGGCAAAGUGAGAGGCCUUCCUCAGAGAUACCUAGAGCAGUACCUGCAUCGUUUGGCUGAAGAAGAAAGGUGGGAAACAUUUAUGGAUGUAUUGGCCCUUCUCCUUUAUGGUGUCAUGCUUUUUCCUAACUUCAAGAACUUCAUCGACGACGCCGCCAUAAAUGCAUUUGUGGGAUACAAAGAUCGCUCUGAGAAUCCGGUCACCGCUGUCCUAGCUGAAGUUUAUGGUACUCUUCAUCAUUGUUAUGAGAAAAAGGGAGGACAAAUGUUAUGCUGUCUGCCAAUGUUGUAUGUGUGGUUUGUCUCUCGGGUGAUUGAGAACGCCUUGAAUGCCACAUGUCCCGUGGAUGAGCUACUGCAGUGUAAACCAAAUAUGAAAGGGACAAACGAAUAG